This is a messenger RNA of Vigna unguiculata (cowpea), 2079 nucleotides long. RefSeq names its product glutamyl-tRNA reductase 1, chloroplastic-like. The record is from RefSeq and is a predicted model, not a curated record. Gene Ontology annotation, biological process: tetrapyrrole biosynthetic process. NCBI's taxonomy places the organism in Eukaryota, Viridiplantae, Streptophyta, Magnoliopsida, Fabales, Fabaceae. Gene Ontology annotation, molecular function: glutamyl-tRNA reductase (NADP+) activity; NADP binding.
UUCCUUCUUCCACAUCUCUUGCAUCAUUUCCACAUAGGCCAAACCCAAAACCAUAAUACACACAAAAAAGGAGAGGUUUUUCUUUCACCAACAACUAACUCCACCUAACUUCUCUCUUGGAACUUCAUUUUCUACUCACAGUUUCAAUGGCUGUUUCAACCAGUUUCUCCGGUGCAAAGUUGGAAACUUUGCUGCUAAAAUGCACUUCCUCCAAUGCCACCACCACCAUCUCCACCACCCAUUUCUCACUUGCCAAAAACAGAAAGACUCUUGUUCAGACUCACAGAGGGGCCAUUCGGUGUGAGGUUUCUGCUUCUGAUGUUUCUGUUGAUCCCACUAGCAAACCUUCCACUCUCUCUGCUCUUGAGCAACUUAAAACCUCUGCAGCUGAUAGGUAUACAAAGGAAAAGAGCAGCAUCAUGGUCAUUGGACUGAGUGUGCAUACUACACCAGUGGAAAUGCGCGAAAAGCUUGCCAUACCAGAAGCAGAAUGGCCUAGAGCCAUAGCAGAACUUUGCAGUCUGAAUCAUAUUGAAGAAGCAGCUGUUCUGAGCACCUGCAACAGAAUGGAGAUAUAUGUUGUUGCUCUGUCCAAGCACCGUGGAGUCAAAGAAGUCACCGAAUGGAUGUCCAAAACAAGUGGGAUCCCAGUUGCAGAUCUUAGCCAGCAUCAGUUUCUGCUUUACAACAAAGAUGCCACACAGCACAUUUUCGAAGUAUCUGCAGGUCUUGAUUCGCUUGUGUUGGGAGAAGGUCAAAUUCUUGCUCAGGUGAAGCAAGUUGUGAAGGUUGGACAAGGAGUGAAUGGCUUUGGGAGGAACAUCAGUGGGCUAUUCAAGCAUGCAAUCACUGUAGGAAAGAGGGUUAGAACUGAGACAAACAUUGCUGCUGGUGCAGUUUCUGUGAGCUCAGCAGCUGUUGAACUGGCCCUGAUGAAGCUACCAGAAGCCUCUCAUGCAAAUGCAAGGAUGUUGAUCAUUGGAGCAGGGAAAAUGGGAAAGCUAGUGAUCAAGCAUUUGGUGGCAAAAGGGUGCACAAAGAUGGUAGUUGUGAAUAGAAGUGAGGAGAGAGUUGCGGCAAUCCGAGAAGAACUGAAGGAUAUUGAGAUAAUCUAUAAACCACUCUCAGAAAUGAUGGCAUGUAUUGGUGAGGCAGAUGUAGCUUUCACCAGCACAGCAUCAGAGACUCCAUUGUUCUUGAAGGAUGAUGUUAAGGAUCUUCCUCCUGCCACUGAUGAAGUUGGAGGCCGUAGAUUUUUCAUUGAUAUCUCAGUUCCUAGGAAUGUUGGGUCAUGUGUCUCAGACCUUGAGUUUGUGAGAGUGUUCAAUGUUGAUGACCUUAAGGAGGUUGUGGCGGCUAAUAAAGAAGACAGGCUAAGAAAAGCCAUGGAAGCUCAAGCAAUCAUCAGUGAAGAAUCUAAGCAAUUUGAGGCUUGGAGGGACUCAUUGGAAACUGUUCCUACCAUUAAAAAGUUGAGGGCAUAUGCUGAGAGAAUAAGAAUGGCUGAGCUUGAAAAGUGCCUUGGUAAGAUGGGUGAUGAUAUCCCCAAGAAGACACAAAGAGCAGUGGAUGAUCUUAGCAGAGGCAUAGUGAAUAAGAUGCUUCAUGGACCAAUGCAACAUUUGAGGUGUGAUGGUAGUGAUAGCAGAACUCUAAAUGAGACCCUUGAGAACAUGCAUGCUUUGAAUAGAAUGUUCAACCUUGAGACUGAAGUAUCAGUUUUGGAGCAGAAGAUUCGAGCCAAGGUGGAGCAAAAGCCAUAGAUAUAGUGUGCGAGAUCUUGUACCUAUUUUUCAUUCACAACACUCAUUUAUUUACCAUAUUUAGGAUUAAGAAUCGUGCAAUCUACGUUGCAUGAUGUUGAAAAGCAAAAAAGUCUUGUGUCUCAGUGUCCGUGUCUACUUGACCCAACUCCUGUUUCAACGUUGAGGUCGGUGUUUACAAGGUUUUCUUCAUAGUUCUUUGCCUCUGUGCCUAAAAUCUGUUCAUUACACAUAAUAGAGGGAUUGUGUACUAUAUUAUUAUGUUGAGCUUUGUAUCUAUCACGAAUAAUUUAAGACUAAAAUUUGUCUUCUGUUA